Molecule: messenger RNA, 948 nt
Organism: Pediculus humanus corporis (human body louse)
Lineage: Eukaryota; Metazoa; Arthropoda; Insecta; Psocodea; Pediculidae
Exons: 6
Coding region: 1-948 (315 amino acids)
Molecular function (GO): calcium ion binding
Source: RefSeq, a predicted model, not a curated record
AUGGAUGGAGGACGUUUAUGUCAUCACACGCGACACGAAAGAACGAGAUACGUCAGCGGUAAAAAUCAAAUUUAUUCAAACGGUUAUUAUUUGUUUGAAAAUGCAGACGACAAAAAUAAAACGUAUGUGAAAUUUUGGGAGAGACCGUUGGAAAAAUUUGAAAAAACAAUCAACGGACCAAACGGCAAACAUUCGUCGUCUCGACCACUUUUCAGUUGGGACAUGCCGGAGGAGGAGGAGGAGGAAACGAAUAAGAAAACAUUAGAGAUUUCAACCGAAAAACAAAUUCAAACGACGACGACGGCAAAUAAAAAUUUGAAAAUAUUUAAAAAUUCUCGCGUUUUCAUGACGAAAAAUCCAUUUCCCGACGAAGCAAAACGUUCGGAAAGGCAAAACAGAGCAAAAGAUUCUUUAAAUUAUGAAAAAUCAUAUGUUUACACGACGACGGUAACAAACAACAACAACAACAACAACAACCACAACAACCGAAACAACGAAACUUGCCCGCACGGUAAAUGUGGUAAAAACGUUUUGAAAUCAUUACAAAUAUCUUGUCCUUUGGGUUUUCGUACCGUCGAAGGCGUUUGCAAAGACGUUAACGAAUGCACGUUAAGAAACGGACACGGUCCCUGUCAAGAUCAUUGCACGAACACGGAAGGAAGUUACGAGUGCAGUUGCGAAAAUAUACCCGGUACGAAAUUAUCAUCCGAUAAUCACACGUGCGUUAAUUUAAACGAAUGUGACGUCAUUUCCGCCGGAUGCAGUCACGCUUGCAUACUCUUGUCCGACGUGACGUAUUGCACUUGUCCCGACGGUUUCGAAUUAGGGGAUGAUUGGAAAACUUGUCACGAUAUCGACGAAUGUUUAAAUCCCGAUGAUUACAACGUGAAUUGUAAACGUCAUGAUUGCAUCAACACGAUCGGAUCGUAUAAAUGUUUGGACCCAUAA